Messenger RNA from Ipomoea nil (Japanese morning glory), 2017 nucleotides. RefSeq names its product cell division control protein 48. Gene Ontology annotation, biological process: proteasome-mediated ubiquitin-dependent protein catabolic process. The record is from RefSeq and is a predicted model, not a curated record. Gene Ontology annotation, molecular function: ATP hydrolysis activity; ATP binding; proteasome-activating activity. The transcript has 14 exons. Gene Ontology annotation, cellular component: proteasome regulatory particle, base subcomplex. NCBI's taxonomy places the organism in Eukaryota, Viridiplantae, Streptophyta, Magnoliopsida, Solanales, Convolvulaceae. Bases 174 to 1922 code for a protein of 582 amino acids.
UUGCAUAUUUAUAUCUUAAUCAAGUGAAGACGGGGAGACCGGAUGCAGACUUGCACGACACGAAAGAUACGGUGCAACAAAACAGAACUUCCUUCCACAGGUACGGGAAUAGAAAACUGAGAGAAGACUGACUUGAAACCAGCGCGACGACUCCUCACUCCACUGUGGCUUCAAUGGCGUCUCUCGCCAGAAUGCUUCGCUGCAGCCGUGCGAUCGCCUCUCUCAAAACCCUAGCCUCCUCCUCUACUCACCUUCCUCCCACUCUCCCCAAUCGACCAUUGGUGCAUCAGUUACACAUCUCUGCACACCAAGGUCCACAUUCAAGAUCAAUUCCUGGAUUUAUGGUUCCAGCCGUCUUAGCUGGAUUGCUUGGAGUUGGGUUGCUAGAUGUAGCAGCUGCGGAUGCUGAUGAGACUAGUAGUGGAACUGCUUUACCAUCUGGAUCCCCUCCAACACCAAACCACAGUUUCCUGGAGGAACUUGCUAUGAAAGAAAAGAAUCGCCUUGGGGAGUUGAUUAAGACCAAAGGAAUGCUAAUUGGUUCUUACCCUCGUUAUACUGUUGCGGUUAAGGGUCAAAAGCAGGUUGCAAUCAAGUUCCAAGUUCCUCCAACCUGUGAAAUACCAGUUCUUAUCACAAAACUUGUUUCACGUCUUGGUCUUAAACUUGAAGACAAUGGUUCUGGGUCAGAUAUGAUACUGCGAGCUUGGGACAGUGGGAUUGCCUGGCAACUGAUGCUUAGCCGUCCAAAGAAACAAAGUGAAACUGUUGGAAAUGAAGGGAAAGGAAAGGAUACAAAUGCUAAAGAAGAUCUAUGCAUUCUCUUUUUUCGUCCAGUCAUUAGUGCAGACAGAGCUGAAAUUGAGUUCAUGAAGCCAGGCAGCUUUACAGAUGAAGAGCUUGAUACUUUAGUAUCUAUAUUACAGUUAGCAGGACAACAAAGAACUGAGGAAACUAAACCAAGGGGAGAUGCUGCUCGUGUUCCUUCUCCAAAUAAGACAGUUUCUAGCCUGGAAGCUAUGGGAGUCAAAAUUUUUGGAAUUAAUGAGUCAAACACUGAUAUUGGAAAGGCUGAAAUUUCAUGGGAAAAUAUUGCUGGAUAUAGCCAUCAAAAGCGGGAGAUAGAAGAUACAAUAUUGCUGGCUCUACAGAGUCCUGAGGUAUAUGAUGAUAUUGCUCGUGGGACAAGAUGCAAGUUUGAGACAAAUAGGCCUCGGGCAGUCUUAUUUGAAGGUCCACCAGGUACUGGGAAGACAUCUUGUGCUCGCGUCAUUGCUCAUCAAGCGGGUGUUCCAUUGUUGUAUGUUCCCUUGGAGGUCAUAAUGUCAAAAUAUUACGGUGAAAGUGAACGUUUGUUGGGAAAGGUGUUUUCUCUGGCAAAUGAUCUCCCAAAUGGUGCAAUUGUAUUCCUAGAUGAGGUCGAUUCUUUUGCUACUGCUCGUGAUGGUGAAACUCAUGAGGCAACACGUCGAAUUCUAUCAGUGUUAUUACGACAGAUAGAUGGGUUUGAGCAGGAGAAGAAAGUUGUGGUUGUUGCUGCAACGAAUAGGAAACAAGAUCUUGAUCCUGCUCUGAUUAGUCGAUUUGAUGCCAUGAUUGUCUUCCCCCUACCUGAUCAGCAGACUCGUAAGGAAAUAGGAGCACAGUAUGCAAAGCACUUGACAGAAUCAGAAUUAUCUGAAUUUGCAAAAGCCACUGAAGGAUUUUCUGGGAGGGAUAUCAGGGAUGUAUGCCAGCAAGCAGAGAGGCACUGGGCAUCAAAGAUCAUUAGAGGUCAAACUCAAAGAGACGAGCACUGUCCACUUCCGCCCCUUGAAGAAUACAGUGAGAGCGCCAUGAACCGGCAAAGAGCUUUACUUGAUUUAGCACAGCAGAAGCAAGAAUCAGUCUUGAGGAGGAAGCCUCAGUUUGAUUUUGUAUAACUUUUCUUUUUCUAGAUAUGUGUAUAUUAAAUUCCAGACUAGGGUGCACUACCUCAGUGUUCAUACUAAUUCAUAAUCCAGAUUUCCUACACUAA